CUCCAGUAGUUUUCCCCGCUCCAUUCCUAGGCAUCGCUUUGCUUUCCUUCCGGGGAAGAUCGUUCUGCUUGUGAUCCUGCUGAGGAAAGAGACUCCGAUGGACUUACACCGGGCAGCGUUCAAGAUGGAGAACUCACCCUAUCUCCCCAACCCACUGGCCUCCCCAGCACUGAUGGUUCUUGCCUCCACUGCUGAAGCCAGCCGUGACGCUUCCAUUCCCUGCCAGCAGCCGAGGCCUUUUGGAGUCCCCGUGUCAGCAGAUAAGGACGUGCAUAUUCCCUUUACCAAUGGCUCAUAUACUUUUGCCUCCAUGUACCACCGUCAAGGCGGGGUGCCGGGAGCGUUUGCAAACCGUGACUUUCCUCCAUCCUUGCUUCACCUCCACCCCCAGUUUGCACCCCCCAACCUGGACUGCACCCCGAUCAGUAUGUUGAACCACAGCGGCGUUGGGGCUUUCCGCCCCUUUGCAUCCACUGAAGACCGGGAGAGCUACCAGUCAGCCUUUACGCCGGCCAAGCGCCUCAAGAACUGCCACGACACUGACUCACCCCAUCUGCGCUUCUCGGACACUGAUGGGAAGGAGUACGAGUUUGGCACACAGCUCCCUUCCAGCUCCCCCGGCUCCCUCAAAGUUGAUGAUACGGGGAAGAAGAUCUUUGCAGUUUCUGGCCUCAUUUCUGACCGUGAGACUUCAUCCAGUCCCGAAGACCGAAGUGACAGAUGCAAAAAGAAAGCAACUUUGUUUGACAGCCAGGCUCCGAUCUGCCCCAUCUGCCAGGUCCUCCUUCGCCCUGGGGAGCUGCAGGAGCACAUGGAACAGGAGCUGGAGAAGCUCACCCAGCUGAACAUCAGCAAGAGCUCCAUCCUGAAGGAUGCCAUGGCAGCGGGCACCCCCAAGUCAAUUUUGUUGUCGGCCUCAAUCAAGCGGGAAGGAGAUUCUCCAACAGCGUCACCCCACUCCUCAGAUGACAUCCAUCACUCGGACAGAUACCAGACCUUCCUGCGGGUGCGAGCGAACCGGCAGACCCGGCUGAACGCUCGGAUUGGAAAAAUGAAACGGAGGAAGCAAGACGAAGGGCAGGUAUGUCCCCUCUGCAGCCGACCUCUGUCAGGAUCCGAGGAGGAGAUGAGUAGGCAUGUGGAACAAUGCCUUGCAAAGAGAGAAGGUUCAUGCAUGACUGAGGAUGACUCUGUGGACAUCGAGAACGAGAACGGGAACCGCUUUGAAGAGUACGAGUGGUGCGGGCAGAAGAGGAUACGGGCCACGACCCUCCUGGAGGGAGGAUUCCGAGGUUCUGGGUUUAUCAUGUGCAGUGGCAAGGAGAAUCCAGACAGCGACGCUGACCUGGAUGUGGAUGGAGACGACACACUCGAAUACGGGAAACCACAGUACACAGAGGCAGACGUUAUCCCUUGCACUGGAGAAGAGCCAGGUGAAGCCAAAGAAAGGGAGGCGCUCCGAGGUGCUGUUUUAAAUGGUGGCACACCCAGUACUCGAAUAACACCGGAGUUUUCUAAAUGGGCCAGCGACGCAGAAAUGCCCUCAACGAGUAAUGGUGAAAGCAGUAAACAGGAGACCAUGCAGAAGACCUGUAAGAACAGUGACAUUGAAAACCGUGCUGCCUGCAUAAUAGCAAACCCGGACACAAGGCUGUUUAAAAUUACAGAAGACUCUGCAGUGACAACAUUUGAAGCGUUAAAGGCUCGUGUCCGUGAGUUAGAAAGGCAGCUUUCCCGUGGGGACCGCUAUAAAUGUCUCAUUUGCAUGGACUCCUACACAAUGCCCCUGACUUCCAUUCAGUGCUGGCAUGUGCACUGUGAAGAAUGCUGGCUGCGGACUCUGGGUGCCAAGAAGCUCUGUCCCCAGUGCAACACCAUCACGUCUCCCGGAGACCUUCGGCGCAUCUACUUAUGAAGGACCCGGCGGUGGGGCGGGACCCAGCUCAUCACACCCAGGGGGAGAAGAACGACCGCAACAAAAAAAAGACGUUUUAAAAUUUAAAGAAAAAAAAAAAUCAAAAAACAAACCAGAGACUCCAGACAUGGACUCGAGGAUACAGGAGCAGUGGGGAGCCUCGGCUGCCAGGUCCCGCAAGUUGAGACCUCCUUCAGCAUCUGCAGCGGGCAAAACCAAACCCUUUGUUGUGAAGCCCCCUUUUUUAAAACCAGUGUUCCCCAUCACCCAUUCCCUGGAGCUGGCUUUGCAUUGUGGAUGGCUCGUGAGCCGUCCUUUGGACUGUGUUGUUGACCACUCUGCCCCCAGGAGACUGGGGAAGGGACCCUUGACAGAAAGAUGUUAAAUAACCUGUAACUUGUGUUCUUUGUUCAGUUUUGUUUUGUUUUGUUUUUAUUUGUUUUGGUUUGGGUUUUGGUUUGGUUCUGUUUUGGUUUUUUGUGGUGUUCUAGUGAUAACAAAAAGGUUUAAAGAAAAAAAAAACACACACAGGCAGAAAUGAAGCACAUGUAAUAUAGAUUAUAUAUGUUUACAAUGUUGUGUAUAAAUGGGAUAGACUCAAACAUUACAUACUAAUAAGUUUCCCUUUCUUUUCUUUGGGUUGUAUUUUUUUUAAAGAAGAAAAAAAAUGAGCAGAGAACAUUAAACCCAUAUUUUUCUUGGUUCAGCAAAGUUUUGGCAUUAAAGUCAUUAGUUUAAAAAAAGUAUAUAUAUACAUAUAUAUAAUAUAAAUGGUUUAAUGUUCUGUGGUGUAUAUUUCCUCAUUCAGAUAUGAAGUUAACAGCUUUUAGUAAUGGCUGUAGCAUUGCCCAUAACUUACAGAACUUAUGGGGAGUAGAGGAGGUGGAUUUUUGUCAUUAGUUGUAGCUAAUGGGGCUAUUUAUAAUAGAAUCGUUAUCCCCGGAAAGACACAGCUUUUAACUCCUCACCGGGGGGCCGGGCAGGAUGGAGGAAUCUGGCUCAGCCCCUUUGCCUUUUCCAGCUGGGGAAGGGGCAAACGGUGUGGAGCUGGAAGGAGGGAGUCAGCUGGAGCCCUGCCUUCUCCUCGGGCUGGGAGUACCUGCUCGAGGGGUCCUGCUGAUCCCCUCUGCCUCCUCCAAGGCUGUAGCACCUUCCCCUCCCCUGCCCGGCUUUGCUUUCCUCUCCUCCAGGCAGCAUUUGCUGGCUGAGGAUGCCUGGGCUGCUCAGGACGGUGGGGAGGUGGGGAUGGCAGGGUACAGAGUGGUUGUGCUCGUGGCUUUGCCCAGAGAGCUGGGCCGGUUCCCUCACGGGUGUGGCUGCAGCAGGCCCGGUGCUGCCCAGCAGAGCUGUGCAAACCCUGCAGAGCCAGCCCUGCCCUGCACCCACAUCCCGCAGCUCCCACCCUCCUACAGCCUGCUUUUUGCCCAAGAGGUUUUGGCACUAGGGUAGAGAGCUAAGCCAGCCCUGUCUCAUCCACACCACCACCCCCCAGAGUGUCCAGCAGAGACAUUUCCAGCUGAAUCCAGAGGUCCCCCACAGCCCCAGCUUCUUCCACGCAGUCUCUCAUGCUUGUCCUUGUCUCCCAUAUCCUCAACCUUAACCAAAGCUGCCAUCUGGCCUGGUUUUUUGGUUUUGUUUCUUUUAUUGUCAGGACCCAAGAAACAGAUAACGACCCAUUUCCCAAGACCUCGUGUUCUGAAUUCUCCCAGCUCCACGCUGUGCAUCCCUGCCCUAGCUCCCUGCAGCCAGAAGACAGGGAGAUGGGGAAGCUCAUCUCCCCUGCUCCUGAGGGGUCUUUCCAAGCAGAUCCCACCUGGCAGCAAAACGUGGCUGGGGCAUUUUAAGACAGUCUGGGAACAGUGGUGGAUGAGGGGUUUGGAACUGGGCCACUGGGGUAUUUCCAGAGAGGGAAAGGCUGGGGAGGCAGGAUGUGGAGGGCAGGAUGUGUUCCCUGCUCUGAGCUUGGUGCUGCUUUGCAGAGAACAGCUGCUGGCCUUGGCAUCUCCUGAGUGAAUUCAGAAGGAUCCCACUGCAUCCAAAAAAAAAAAAACCAAACCAAAUUGAAGGAGCUGUUAUUUGAUAAGCAUCUCAUCAAAAGGUGACAAUUCCUAAUUGGGAGUUUCCCGGGUCUCCAAGCUCAUAGCAGUGUGUGGCCUCUGAAACCAGAGAGCUGCAGCCUCCUGUGCUCAGGGACAUGUACCUGCAGAGCUCCCAGGGACCAGAGGAAGCUGAGGGACCCUGGAGGGUCCUGACCCCACGAGGAGACUGCAGGCAGGACCUGCCCAGGGGGCUGUCACUGUUGGGUGACCCUGCACCCAGCAGCACUUGGGCAGGGGAAGGACAGGCACACACAGCUCGGGCUGGAUUUGUGAAGGGAGAAAAACCUGGGGGGGAUGUGGCUGAGCUGGGAGUGUGCUGGUGCUGAGGUCUCAGAUUUGGACAGGGUGCAGCAGGUGGGUUUGAGAGACAGACAGGAAGGCAGGACAGGGCAGGACACCCCAAACCAGCCCUUCCUUGGAAAUAGGCCCUGGGAGGGAGCCAGAAUUUCUGGCAGGUGUUGUGGACCAGCCGUGUGCUCUAUGUACGUAUGUGUAAAACCAUAUGUAACUAGUCAUUGGUUCUUUGUUUUGGGGGUUAUUUUUUGUUUAUUUUUUUUUUGUUUAAAUUGUAAAGCCAUCCCCUGUUUUCAAGGGGGGGAGCUGCUGGGGGAAGGCUGGGGAGAGAGGCACCCUGGUUUGUAACAGGCAUCUGCCACUUCCCCUCUUCUGUAAUGAGUUUAAAUGAUUUAAAAAGAAAAAGAAAAAAAAACCUGAAAUAUCAGAGUUACCUAUCUUUGCCCAAA
This is a messenger RNA of Corapipo altera (White-ruffed manakin), 4757 nucleotides long. RefSeq names its product ring finger protein 220 (gene RNF220). Bases 98 to 1915 code for a protein of 605 amino acids. The record is from RefSeq and is a predicted model, not a curated record. The transcript has 15 exons. Gene Ontology annotation, molecular function: ubiquitin protein ligase activity; metal ion binding. Gene Ontology annotation, biological process: protein ubiquitination. Lineage: Eukaryota; Metazoa; Chordata; Aves; Passeriformes; Pipridae.